AUGCCUCCCCAUCGUGACAGCGCAGCAGCAACAGCAGCAGCAGCAGCAGCUGCUGCUGCUGCUGCAGCAACAACCCCUGCUGCUGCUGCUGCUGCAUCUAAUGAUGAUGAUGGCUUGACUACACAUCGCCCUACAGGAGGCUCUGUUUCUCAACAGCAGCAGCAGCAGCAUCAGCAUCACCAGCAGCAGCAACAGCAGCAGCAGCAGCAGCAGCAGCAGCAGCAGCAGCAGCGGGAGCUGCAGCGCCGCCUGAGCCGGCGCCAUCCCCUUCUCUCUAUGCGAUUCCCCUUUGGUGUCUCCCCCGACACCCCCGCCUACAGUAGCAGCAAAAAGGCACCAGCCACCGCAGCAGCAGCAGCAACAGCAGCAGCAAUAACACAAGCACCUGCAGCAGCAGCAGCAGCAGCAGCAGCAGCAGAUUCCCCUUUGGUGUCUCCCCCGACACCCCCGCCUACAGUAGCAGCAAAAAGGCAGCAGCGGCGUCAGCAGCGACAGCAGCAGCAGCAGCUGCUGCAGCAGCAAAGGCAGCAGCAGCAGCAGCAACAGCAGCAGCAGCAGCAAGCACGCCGGGGCAGCAAUGCAGCAAGACAAGAAGGGGCCUCCAAUAAGGCUGCUUCGAACAGCAACAGACGCAGCAGCAGCAGCAGCAGAAACAACAACACAGACAGCAGCAGCAGCAGCAACAGCAACAGCAGCAGCAGCAGCAGCAGCAGCAACAACUCACUCUCCUUCUGGGAGACAGCCAGACAGGCAGUGCAGGGUUGGUUUGGUGGUGGUGCUGCAGCAGCUGAUGCAGCAGCAGCAGCAGCAACACAAGCAGCAGCAGCUGCUGCUACAAUUGCUGCUGCAAGGAAAGCAGCAGCUGCUACUUCGCUUGACGAAGCAGCAGCAGCAGCAACACAAGCAGCAGCAGCUGCUGCUACAAUACUUCGCUUGACGAAGCAGCAGCAGCAGCAACACAAGCAGCAGCAGCUGCUGCUACAAGCUACUUCGCUUGACGAAGCAGCAGCAGCAGCAACACAAGCAGCAGCAGCUGCUGCUACAACUCAGACAGCAGCAGCAGCAGCAGCAGCAACAGCAGCAGCAUUCUGCUGCUGCGGUGAACCCCUCCGCAGCAACUGCUGCUGA
Eimeria mitis is the source of this 1128-nucleotide messenger RNA. RefSeq lists its product as uncharacterized. Lineage: Eukaryota; Apicomplexa; Conoidasida; Eucoccidiorida; Eimeriidae. The record is from RefSeq and is a predicted model, not a curated record. The coding region runs from base 1 to 1128 and encodes 375 amino acids. The transcript has 8 exons.